Molecule: messenger RNA, 504 nt
Organism: Ostreococcus tauri
Lineage: Eukaryota; Viridiplantae; Chlorophyta; Mamiellophyceae; Mamiellales; Bathycoccaceae
Product: unnamed product
Exons: 1
Coding region: 1-504 (167 amino acids)
Source: RefSeq, a predicted model, not a curated record
AUGUUACGGAGAAUCCGACCGAAUCUCACGUUCGCGGCGGCGCGGCCGACGUCGCACCUCGAGUUCGGCAACGGUCGCGACGAGCGACGAGGCGGCGCGUUGUCGAUUUCCUUGUCAUGCACAGUGGACGCUGCGAUGAUUUUCAGAGCGUUUCACGCGCUCGUACAGACCCCGUUCGCGUUAGCGGGUGCGUUUCUGUUCGUGAAGACGUUCGUAGAGCGGGCACGCGAGUGCGAGCGUGUGACGGUGGCUGCGAAACGCGCCCAGACUCCAGAAGCGGAAUCGGCGGUUCCGGGAGACGCGGGAGUCGAAUGUGCGCUCAUGUUUUCCAUUCCGAUCGUCGAGCUCGAUCGUGGUAAAGAUGAGUGCGGUGACAGCGACGAAUUCGAAUCGAUGCACGACGACGCGUCGUGGUCCUCGAUGGGACUGUCGGAACAAGAAUGGAGUUUUGUAUCGGACGACGCGGCAUCGAGCGAAGAGGACGCGAGCGAGGCGUGUGUGUGA